UUCUCUUCUCUCUCUUUCACUUUCUGUUCACGCUUUCUAAUAUCUUCUUCCGUGUGGUAGCAUCAUUGUAAUACCCAACAACACCAAGAGAAGGGAAAAGUGGGAACACACAGAAAGCCAGACCAGACCCAGAAAGAAAGAGAGAGAGAAAUACAACACCCAACUCUUGUUUCUUUCUUCCAUCUCUUCCUUCCUUCCUUUGCUGCAGCAGCCUUCACCUUUGAAGUGAGAAAACAUAGAGAGAGAAAUUUCCCAUCAUAUCAUAUCAUAUCAUUCAUUUCAUCAUAUCAUACACUAUAUAUAAACAGAUAAUCUUGCGUGAGAGAUGCAGCAGCACCUGAUGCAGAUGCAGCCCUUGAUGGCAGCCUAUUACCCCAACAACGUCACCACUGAUCACAUUCAGCAGUACCUGGAUGAGAACAAGUCCUUAAUCCUGAAGAUUGUUGAAAGCCAGAAUUCUGGCAAGCUGAGCGAGUGUGCCGAGAAUCAAGCAAGGCUACAGAGAAAUCUAAUGUACUUGGCAGCAAUAGCAGAUUCUCAGCCCCAACCACCCACCAUGCCUGGUCAGUACCCUCCUGGUGGGAUGAUGCAGCAGGGAGCACACUACAUGCAGGCUCAACAAGCUCAGCAGAUGACACCACAGCAGCUAAUGGCUGCACGCUCCUCCCAUUUGUACGCCCAGCAGCCAUACUCAGCACUUCAACAGCAGCAAGUGAUGCAUAGCCAACUGGGGGGAAGUUCAGGACUGCACAUGCUGCAAAGUGAAGGGAGCAAUGUGAAUGUGGGAUCUGGCAGUUCAACAUUAGGAGGUUCUGGAGGGUUUCCUGACUUUGUCCGCGGCUCCACCGGAGAGGGUUUGCAUGGAAGAAGCAUGCUCGGUGGAAGUGGCAAGCAGGAUAUCGGUGGCUCAGGUGAUGGCAGAGGGGGAAGCUCAGGUGAAGGAGGUGAAAGCCUUUACCUGAAGUCUGCUGAAGAUGGAAACUAGACACCCCAAAAAUGUCAAAAUUACUGCAAACUUUUGGUUAGUUAAUUAUAGUUAGGAGAAUUAGGCAAUGACACCAAGGUUAAGUAGCUAAGUGCAAAACUUGUCUGCUUAUUAUAUAAUGUUGGUUUAUGUUGUAGUAUUGCUUGAGGCAAACCAUUGCCUUGAUCUUUCUACACAAAUUAGCACAUUUUCUGCUUACAUCUGUGGUCACAUAGCAUGGUUGGUCCAUGUGAAGUUCAAAAGCUGUUGGUUUUAUC
This is a messenger RNA of Vigna umbellata (rice bean), 1242 nucleotides long. Its product is annotated as GRF-interacting factor 1-like. The record is from RefSeq and is a predicted model, not a curated record. NCBI's taxonomy places the organism in Eukaryota, Viridiplantae, Streptophyta, Magnoliopsida, Fabales, Fabaceae.